CGAGGGAAUUGCUUCGCUGACAUUGUUUCGGCAAUUUGCUUGUCUUCUCCAUUGCAGAACAUGGUAUUGACAGCUCCGUAUUCUCCUUCUCCUCGUUCCGGUGAUGCUGCAACCGGAUCCAUGCCAAAUGGCGGUAGCAUUAUAGCCAGCAGGCCUUCAAACUUCGCCACCGGUUCAAACGUUGUGGAAAAUACAUACAUUGCCCGUCUCAUCAUAAAAAUGAACGAAUGCCUAUUGAAGCUCGGACAGGACAUCGAGGAUGAUUCAGUUAUCGAGCAAGUAGAGAGAAUGAGCACUUUGAUAUACGAAAGCAUGUCCACUAGCGGUCGCAAUUAUCAUUCCGUCCAGCACGUCUUUGACGUUUCCAGAAAUUUGGAAGAUCCUAUUGCAACUUUAGCUGCUCUCUUUCACGAUUGCAUUUACCAUCAGGUAGAUGGUGGUCUUUCGAAAUUGCAAGUCCAGAAGCUUGAAGGAGUAGUCCAUUGGCACGAAUCUGUGCAUGCAGUCAGAACAGACAAGACUCCAGGUUCAAUUUACUAUACCUCAGAGAGCGUGAAGCAGUCCAUAUUUCACCCACACACAUCAGAUCCCUUGCUUGGCAUGGUGGAAGUGAUUUUUGGUUACCAUGAAAUUCAAGAAAUGAACAAUCUGAAUGGUGUGAACGAAUUUCUCUCGACCGUCCUGGCACUUCGCGAACUUACCAAUCUUCUAAACACUGUCCAACUUGCCCAAAUUGCUGUUUGUAUUGAAGCCACGAUACCCUUUCGACCAUUGCACAGCGAAACGGGGCAAUCCCCGAUGGAACUACUCUACGAGAGACUUACUCAGGUGAACGACACGUAUCAACUUGGUCUUAGUAAAGUCGAACUGGUAGAGUCUAUCCAACGAGCCGUUCGGGUAGCAAACCGAGACUGUGAGAACUUCGGCAGCCCUGAUUGCCAAUGGUUUCUCGACAACACCUGGAGUAUCUUGCCUGAAUGCAACAAAUCCCUGCGUAGUCACUCCCUAUAUACGGUGGGCGAGUUUCAAUGUGCACUCUACAGUAUGUACGGAUUUUUUUCGUUCUUGCAGCCCUCACUUAUAUUUCAACAAUUCCGUGGCGUACCGUCACCGGAGGAGUACCAGCUUUUAGUCGAUCAAGCUACGCGUAAUCUGCAAGUCGGGCGCCAGUAUGUGGGUGCCAAGCUUGUCUCGCUUUCAGUCGUGGCGGCUUUUGCCGAGUUGACGGGUGGUGAUGCGCCCAUUAGCCUCUUCAUUGGGGAUUUGCCAUCGCGUCACUCAGAUCCAGUCGACGGCUCAUGGAUCGAAAUUGUAUCAUCAGAAUUCAUUGACGACGAGCGGAAAGCGUCCGACUGCGACCCCGACGUCUACACACUACUCGCUCAGGGUCGACGGACGGAGGCUUCCUUCGACGUUCGCCAGUCGCCAUUGGCGGCGGGCUUUUAUGGUAGACUGGGCGACCGAGGGCUGGUCGAAAUUCUUCAGGCCUUCGAUUUAUUUCCCAUGACAGUCGAUACGGCGCGUGCGUUGCUCUCACGGCUUCCUCGUGGGCUAAUUAUGAAAUUGGCCAACAAAAUGGCCAAAGUAGCUGUGCCGCGGGCGACACGCAUUCAACAAGUCAUCGAUGAACUGUCCACGGAAAGCAGUUGAGAUCUUGGCGGCGCGUUUUGUAUGCAAUAAUACUGUACUAACAUAUUUCACUUUGGGAAUAGUCCUUCCAUCUUGCUAGCUGGAGGACAGGAACUACAAAAAGUGUUCAUUGACUACCCUCUGGUUGAGACUCUGAGGUGCCUAUUUUACGCCGAUCCCACUCUAGUUAUAUUAGCUAACAGUAAAGAUGCUGGGAACUGUUUUCUACCGAAUCCAGUAUGCUCAGUUCUAAGGCAAGCGACUGUGCCGCAGAUCCAUCAUUAGUACCUCUAG
Molecule: messenger RNA, 1923 nt
Organism: Phaeodactylum tricornutum CCAP 1055/1
Lineage: Eukaryota; Bacillariophyta; Bacillariophyceae; Surirellales; Neidiaceae
Exons: 1
Coding region: 61-1650 (529 amino acids)
Source: RefSeq, a predicted model, not a curated record